Akanthomyces muscarius is the source of this 477-nucleotide messenger RNA. RefSeq lists its product as uncharacterized. Lineage: Eukaryota; Fungi; Ascomycota; Sordariomycetes; Hypocreales; Cordycipitaceae. Bases 1 to 477 code for a protein of 158 amino acids. The transcript is spliced from 6 exons. The record is from RefSeq and is a predicted model, not a curated record.
AUGACAGCUCUUCGCACGACCGAAUCGUCAUCGCUAAGCCGCCCUGCCACCGCUGCCAGCACUUUGUCAGGCAGCGCUGACCUCCCGCCUAGCGCUUCCACAACGGCCCUUCGCACGGCCGAGUUAUCGUCGUCCACUAGUACCGCCACCGCUGCCAGCACCUCGUCAGGCAGCGUAAACCUCCUGCCUAGCGUCUCAACAGCGGCCCUUCGCACGUACCAGCGCUCAUCGUCCAGUCGACCCAAUCGGCAGUGCUUCGCACAUCCUCGUCACUAUCCUCAAGCCGCCCCGCCACCGCUACGAGCAGCUCGUCAGCAUCUCGUCAGUCGCGCUACUAUUAUCGCCAGCACUUUGGCCCUAACGGUGGCCCAUCGCACAUCCUUAUCCUCGUCGGGCCUGAACGACGGCCCUUCGCACAUACUUGUCCCCGUCGCCAAGCCGCCCCGCCACUUGUUCGAUGAUCCCUGGCGGAAUUGA